Blepharisma stoltei is the source of this 2220-nucleotide messenger RNA. NCBI's taxonomy places the organism in Eukaryota, Ciliophora, Heterotrichea, Heterotrichida, Blepharismidae. The record is from the annotation of a GenBank genome assembly.
AUGUUAUUAAUUCUGAUCAUAUUUUCUGCUCUGAAUUUUUCCUUUGCAGACAAAAAGUGUUAUGCUUUAUCAAUAGAAGGAGGUGGUAGUCACGGAGCAUUUGAAGCUGGGGCAUUAUGACAACUUAUAAAUUCUCUUCCUCCGGAUGAAGUUUUGUACAAUGUAGUGACUGGAAUUUCAACUGGAGCUUUGAAUGCUGCAGGAGUAUCAUUUUUCCCAAUAGGUAGUGAAAAAGAAAUGGCUGAUUUUGUAGUUCAAACAUGGCUCAAUAUUAAUAAUAGCUCAACAAUCUUCGAAGAAUGAAAUGAUGGAAUCAUAGGAGGUCUUUUCUUUGGGAGAGCUAAAAAACUAAGUUUAAAAUUUAUUAAUAUUUUUAUAACAAGAAUCUAACAUUUAUUUGAGAAAAAUUAAGCGAACUCCAUCCUUCAUUGACUAUUCCAUUGAAAUUCUUUUAAAAUCCGUAAAAUUACUAAUAUCUUUGUUAAUUAGAAAGGUAAGUGUUUUGUAGUAUAAUCAUUCCUAAGUUAUUUAUAGCUGCUUGAUCAUAUUUUAAAUAAUUUAAUUCAUAUCCCUAAUAUAAACAGGAAUUUAUAUAAAAAAAAUUUAUAUAUAAUAAGCAAGAGAGUUAAUAGAUUAAUAUGAUAGAUUUAGCUUCGAUUUAUCGCUUUAAACAUGAAUCCAAAUAAAUUUGAUUAUAAAAUACAUAAACAGAAAUAAAUCCCUUCAAUAAUAAUUAUAUGUCAUAAGCUCAUAAUCUAGUGUUGAUUGCACUAUCUCUGUUUGCCCUAAAUAUAUCAUGCUUAAUUUUUUUAAUCAAGCAGUGAGAGUUAAAGUAUAUAAGAUAUGGCUAAGCGGUUAAAAACCACGCUAGAUUUGCUCAGGAACAAUUAUACUAUAAAAGCGCUCAUCUCUCUUAUUAACAAAUAUAUUAUUAAUUUUUAGAUAAAAUUAGGUAACCGAAAAUUUUUGUUUUUAAAAAUUUAUAUAUAUAUAAGUUUUAUAUACAAUUACAGUUAACUAGCUCCUUUAAUGCCUUGAGCAAAUUGUGGAUUUUGCAAGGCAUGUGGAGUAAUCCUUCAUGCUAAAAAAUUCCAUAUGUGAAGUUUCCAUAUAUAUGUAAUACUACAGAUAUGGAAUUUCUUGGCAUGUGAAGGAUUAUUCCAGAUCUUUGAACAAUCCAUAAUUUGUGAAUGCAGAUAACAUUAUCUGUUGCAAAAUUUCUUACUGCUCAACAGAAAAUAAUAUGAUUUAUAGCAUAUUCGCAAGUAUAUUUAUGCUUUAUAUAUUAUUACUUGCGCUAUCGCUAAAAAAAGUUUAUGGAAAAUAUGCUUAAUUUCAUAUUAAUAAAAAUGAAUAGUCUCUUUUUCUAAAAAAUUUUUAUAUUCCAUCCUAUGAUAAAGCAAUGGCGGACGAUUUUAUAAGAACGAAGAGAGUUAAUAUAUUUUUAGCUUUCCCCAUUUCUUUCAUUCUGGUUUGUAUAAUAAUGCGCCAUUAAAAAAAUUUGUGAAAGAAAGGUCACAACGUGGAAUACAUAGAAAUAUUACUGUCGGAUCCACUAAUUUAGAUACUGGACUAUAUGGACAAUUUAAUGAGUCUUUAGGCAAUGAAAAUAUGACCACAGCAAUUUUAUGCUCAGCUGACCCUCCUGCAUAUUUUCCACCAACAUGGUUUCAAGGACAUAAUUGAGCAGAUGGAGGGUGCAUUAUCAAUUUAGAUGUCUUUGCUGCUGUAAAUCGAUGCUUAGAUAUUGUAAGUAAUCAAAGUGACAUUAUUGUUGACCUUCUGUUUGACACACCUGAUGAAGGACUAACAGAAGUAUAUAAUUUUACAACUUUAUCAGUAAUAAGUAGAAUUCGGGAAAUUAAAGCUUCAGACACAAAUUUAUGGUUUUUAUAUAAUGCUGUUAAUGCAUGGCCAGAUGUGAAUUUCCGAUAUAUUAAAUUCGGGUAUAUUAGUUAAGGUAAUAAGUAAACAGAAAUAGUCUACUUUUAAAAUAUAUUUAACAACCCCAAAUUUAUAAAAAUUAAUGAAAUACAUAAUAUAUUGCCAAGUCAAAAAAUGCCAGGAGGAUAUGUACCAUUGGAUUUUGAUCGAAAAGUAAUUGAAUGGGAAAUUGAGCUUGGCAAAAAUGACACUAAAAAAGCUUUGGGUUCUCUAAAAAGCGGUAAAGAAAGCUUAAAAGAUAGGUUUAAAAAGAAAGACAAUAUUAUAUAUCCAUAA